Molecule: messenger RNA, 2574 nt
Organism: Schistocerca gregaria
Lineage: Eukaryota; Metazoa; Arthropoda; Insecta; Orthoptera; Acrididae
Product: piggyBac transposable element-derived protein 4-like
Exons: 2
Coding region: 739-1794 (351 amino acids)
Source: RefSeq, a predicted model, not a curated record
AUUCACAUAUCUCUGGAGUGAGCAUUCACAUGUGCAGAACAAAUUUUGUGUUGCCAACAAACAUUGCUGGCCUGGUCACGUGUUCUCGCGACGUCGUGUGUCAGGUUCGUUUGAGCAGUUACCAGAAAGCGCCAGACAACAGGCUGUACUGCGCAUGCGCAGCUACGAUGACGUACCAGCCUGUGCUCAUACGCUUUUCGUCGUAAUUCUGGUGGGGCAUCACGCGACCAUGUGUAGCCGUGCGGCAUGUUGUUGAGAGGACAUACUGAAUUGUACUUAGAGCAAUUGUUUUAUCACAUCCCACACAGAUAAAGGAUGCAAAUACGGAUGCAGUUCUUGGCAAAAUAUCAUUUCAAAAUUAGACUCCACAGCUCGAAGUACCAUAAAAUUUUGCUAAGGGGUGACUUUGACAGAUUUUUUUUUUUUAAUCUUCCGUCGGGCGCGGCUGUUCAAAUUGAUACACUUCGAAGUUUACUGUAAAUUAUUUGUCAACGAGUGGCAGCACUAACGCCUAAUCGCUAGUAGCUAGCCUUUUCCGAACGCUUGUCAUUGUUGUGUGCUUCAGUGUCGAUACGACUGCUCUGUUGUCGAUAUAUGUGCUGAUUGAUCAGUUUGAUACACUGCGCCCGUUCGUGUUGCAUUUCAACAAUUCAUUUCUUUGGUUAUCAACAUAACUUAGUGUGAGACACUUGAUCAUGGCGGGUUACAGUAAGACGUACUACCUCCUUGACCCAAAUUAUGUUGCAGAAAUACAAAAAAAAGUUGUUUGAAGAGGAUAAUGAUGAAGUUCAAGAGGAUUUUGAAGAUGAAGUAGACACAGAUUGUGAUGACGUAGUUGAAGUUCGGCAGGAAGAUUCAGAAACAGAGGAAAACGACGAAGAAGUACUCGAAGAAAGCCAGCAUCUUUAUACUGGAAGGGACAAAGAGACAAAAUGGAAUACACUUCCACCAUCGCAGAGAGUACGUUUCAAGGCCCACAAUAUUAUUCGAAAGUUACCUGGUCCUAUAGGUGCGGCGAAAGCAUUGAGAACGCCUUUGGAAGGUGGGAAUUGCCUCAUAGAUGACGACAUUUUGUCCAUUAUAGUUCUAUAUAGUAGUCGGUAUAAUGAGAGUAUCAAAGCUUCUUUUCAGCGAGAGAGAGACGUAAAACCUAUAGAUAUUAUUGAAUUAAAAGCUUUCAUUGGUCUUCUGUUUUUGGCUGGUGUUAACAAAAGUAACAGACAAAGCUUAGAAGAUCUGUGGGGAAGUGAUGGGGAUGGAAUUGAAAAAUUUCGUCUUGUUAUGAACAUAAAACGUUUCAAAUUCAUCAUGCGUUGCCUUAAAUUUGACAAUCGUGUGACUCACGAUGAAAGGAGGAAAUUAGACAAGAUAACAACGAUUCGGGAAAUAUUUUCUCUGUUUGUACAAAACUGCCAGAAAUCCUACACCCUCAGAGAAAACGUUACAGUAGAUGAGGAACUUGAAGGAUUCUGUGGAAGAUGCAGUUUUCGCCAAUACAUAUCUAGCAAACCAAACAAAUAUGGAAUUAAGAUAUAUGGUCUUGUGGAUUCCCAAGUAUUUUAUCUCUAUAAUCUGGAAAUAUACACUGGGCUGAAGCCAGAAGGAUUGUACCACGUUAGCAAUAAACCUUCAGAUGUUGUUCUGCGACUAUGUGAAUCAGUUUAUCAGUCAGGUCGAAAUGUGACAGCAGACAAUUGGUUUACUAGUGUUGCUUUAACAAAAGAGCUAAGAAGAAGAAAUCUUUCUUUUGAUGGGAAGAUGAAGAAAAACAAGUGUGAGAUUCCUCUGGAGUAAAGACAGGGCUGUCCAUAGUUCACUUCAAGAAAGACUAUACUCUAGUUUCGUACAUUCCUAAAAAGGGGAAGUGUGUUAUCUUGGCAUCAUGUUUGCAUGAAGAUAAUUCAGCAGAUGCUGACACUGGAGAUAAACAGAAGCUAUUCAUUGUAACAUUUUACAAUAGCACCAAAGCUGGAGUUGACACUACAGAUAAGCUGACCACAUCAUACAACGUAGCAAGAAAUGUGUGCCGUUGGCCCAUGGUCAUGUUUUUUGCAAUGAUCAAUAUGAGUGGAAUCAAUUCACAAGUACUUUACUAUGGCAACAACGAGAAUUUUAUCUGACGAAAAGGAUUCCUGAAGCAACUCUCACAUGCGUUAGUUCUACCUCACUUGGUUCGUAGAUGCUUGGACACCUCAGGAAGUCACAGAGAUCUUCAACUGCAUCUACAACAAUAUAGGCCAACGUGUGAAGAAGCAGAAGACACAAGCAGAAACAAAGAACAAGGGACUGGGAUCAAGAGGAAAAGGUGUAAUACCUGCACAGAAAAAUAAGACUGACAAAAUAUUGUUGCAAAAUGUAUCAUAAGCCUAUCUCUUUGAUACACAUUGAACCUUUUUGCUCUGAAUGCGGAAAAAUUAAGAAUUUGUUACCACAGUCGAAAAGUGAUGAUGAAACAAAUGAGUUGUAAUAUCAUUGUUGUUCUGCUCCAGUGUCAUAAUAGCCUUUCUGUAAAGAUAAUUGUCAUUUGUAAUGUGUUUUAUUAGUGAAAUAUAAUAAAGAAGCAAAUGAAAAAGC